Molecule: messenger RNA, 369 nt
Organism: Thlaspi arvense
Lineage: Eukaryota; Viridiplantae; Streptophyta; Magnoliopsida; Brassicales; Brassicaceae
Source: the annotation of a GenBank genome assembly
AUGGGUUGUUUGAUUUCUCCUGUAAUGAAACUCCGUCGCCUCUCCUCGGCCGAUUCGCGGCGGUAUGCAUACCGGAAUCUGACCGACGAUAUGGAAGAUUCGGUGAUAAGGGUGGUGGUAGGGAAGGAGAAGAAGGAAUUUAUGGUCGAACCUUACGUACUCGAAGAGAAGCCGUUUAGAGUUUUGAUAGGUUCGGUUAAGGAUCAUACGUCCAAGAACCGGUUAAAACGAACGGAUACAGUGGUGUGGCUUGAUCAUGUCGACUCGAUCUUGUUCGAGCACUUGCUAUGGCUUCUUCGUAACGAUGCAUCUACGUUCUUGGGUAUGGAUGUCGUCGAGAUCAUUGAUUUCUAUGCUCAAGAUUGCUAG